Carica papaya (papaya) is the source of this 1171-nucleotide messenger RNA. Its product is annotated as transcription factor MYB3-like. The record is from RefSeq and is a predicted model, not a curated record. NCBI's taxonomy places the organism in Eukaryota, Viridiplantae, Streptophyta, Magnoliopsida, Brassicales, Caricaceae.
AAUAAUGAUCAGUUAUAUAGAGGGUGGAAAGAACACGGAUCAUUAAUGUUGAAAGAGAAAAUCAUGUGUGUUCUUGUGCUCUUGUCUGGAAAAAUUUCGUUCUUUAGGUUAUCUUCAAAGGGUUGAAAAUGAUAAAUAUCACAUGAUUAAGUAUUAGCUUAUUAACUAAUGAAAAAUUAGUAGGCGGAUUAAGAAAUUGAAAAAAAAUAAUGAGGACCACCAUGAGUGUCUAUUGAAGCUGCUUCAUCAUAAACAAAGAUAAAUCCGUUUCAUGCUUGGAAAGAGCCAUGGACCAUUCACCAUCUCUGCAUGCAGUAUCUAUAUAACUCUACAUAUAUAUUUGCAGGUUGUGAUCAGACAGGGUUUUCAAGCUUAGUAAAGCUAUGGGAGGAGCUGCAUGGACUAAAGAAGAAGAUUACUUGCUCAGAAAAUCUGUAAUGCAAUAUGGAGAAGGGAAAUGGCAUCUCAUCCCUCUAUUGGCUGGUCUAAACAGAUGCCGGAAAAGCUGUAGACUGAGAUGGUUAAACUAUUUACGUCCAAACAUCAAGAGAGGGAGUUUUGCAGAAGAUGAAGUGGAUCAAAUCAUUGAGCUCCACAGACUUUUUGGUAACAGGUGGUCACUAAUUGCUGCUAGACUACCAGGAAGAACAGCUAAUGAUGUGAAGAACUAUUGGAAUUACCAUUUGAGUAGAAGAUUCAAUUCACAAGAUGAAAACAAACACAAACAAAUCACUAGAAAAAAUACUAAUAUUCAUGCAAAACCAAAUUCUUCUACCAAUUCCAAAUCAAUUAGAGAAAUCUCACAAGUUAAACAACAAGAUAUCAGCACAUCAACAGCACCAAUGGAGGGCUCUGGUCAACUGGUAGUUGAAGCAGAAUGCAGUGAUCAGCAGUUGCAGGCCGAUGAAGAUGGUACAAAUGGAGGCAAUCAAAACUUUGAAGCCAAAAAUUUGUGCGAUGAGGAUUUCAAGAUUCAAGAUGUUAGAGAUGAUAGAAUUGAGGGUUUUAGCCAGUGGGAUUGGGAUGAUUGGAUACUGGGUAUGGAUUUGUGGAAUGGAACAUUGUGAUCAAUGGGUGAUUUUCUUUUAAUUUAAUUAUUCUGGAUUACUGUUUAUUGAGUAAUUAUAAAUGUGUGAUUUAAAUGUUUAUGUUAAGAUAUUAUAAGUUGAGA